Molecule: messenger RNA, 3571 nt
Organism: Cervus elaphus (red deer)
Lineage: Eukaryota; Metazoa; Chordata; Mammalia; Artiodactyla; Cervidae
Gene: SLC2A10
Product: solute carrier family 2 member 10
Exons: 6
Coding region: 149-1789 (546 amino acids)
Biological process (GO): transmembrane transport
Cellular component (GO): membrane
Molecular function (GO): transmembrane transporter activity
Source: RefSeq, a predicted model, not a curated record
CGGCGCCGCAGGAGGGCAGGCGGGGAGGGAGGGACGGAGGCGGGCCGGAAAGUUUGUCCGGCUGCUGCUGCCGAGGCGGGGACUCGGCGGGGGAGAUGCACGCCCAGUCCCCCAGCGCCCCCCGCUCUCCUCGGGAGCCCUGGUCGCCAUGGGCCGACCUUCACUCCUCCUGCCCCUGUGUGCCUCGGUGUCCUUGCUGGGUGGCCUGACCUUUGGCUAUGAACUGGCAGUCAUAUCGGGUGCCCUGCUGCCGCUGCAGCUUGAUUUCGGGCUGAGCUGCUCGCAGCAGGAGCUCCUGGUGGGCAGCCUGCUCCUGGGGGCUCUCCUCGCCUCUCUGGUAGGCGGCUGCCUCAUCGACCGCUAUGGCCGGAAGCAAGCCAUCCUGGGGAGCAACUUGGUGCUGUUGGCAGGCAGCCUGAGCCUGGGCCUGGCCGGCUCCCUGGCCUGGCUGCUCCUGGGCCGCUCGGUGGCUGGCUUUGCCAUCUCCCUCUCCUCCAUGGCCUGCUGCAUCCACGUGUCCGAGCUGGCGGGCCCUCGGCAGCGGGGAGUGUUGGUGUCCCUCUACGAGGCAGGCAUCACCGUGGGCGUCCUGCUCUCCUACGCGCUCAACUACGCGCUGGCCGGCGCCCCCAGGGGAUGGAGGCAUAUGUUUGGCUGGGCCGCUGCGCCCGCUCUCCUGCAGUCUCUCAGCCUCCUCUUCCUGCCCGCUGGUACAGUCAGGGCUGCAGCCCGCAAGGACCUCAUCCCGCUGCAGGGAGGCGAGGCCACGAAGCUGGACCCCGGGAGGCCGAGAUACGCCUUUGUGGACCUCUUCAGGGCCCGCGAUAACAUGCGGGGCCGGACCGUCGUGGGGCUGGGGCUGGUGCUUUUCCAGCAGCUGACCGGGCAGCCCAACGUGCUCGCCUACGCCUCCACCAUCUUCCGGUCGGUCGGCUUCCGGGGAGGCUCCUCCGCUGUGCUGGCCUCCGUGGGGCUCGGUGCGGUGAAGGUGGCGGCUACCCUGACGGCCAUGGGGCUGGUGGAUCGAGCCGGCCGCAGGGCUCUGCUGCUCGCCGGCUCUGCCCUCAUGGCCCUGUCGGUCAGCGGCCUCGGCCUCGUCAGCUUUGCUGUGCCCCUGCACUCGGGCCCGGCUUGCCUGGCCGUGCCCAACGCCACCAGGCUGUCGGGGCUCCCUGGAGACCCCAGCCUGCCCAGGGGCUUGGCUCCACCUCUGCCGCCCACGACCAACCAGAGCCCCAGGCGGCCAAUCUUGUCAACCUCUGAGAGGACCAGGCCUCCUCCGGGAGCCGAGGACCCUACAGCCCUAAGCCUCACUCCCCCUGGAGGCCUUUCGCCCGCCCCCGAGCACGCCCUGCUGCACUGGACCGCGCUGGUCUGCAUGAUGGUCUUUGUGAGCGCCUUCUCCAUUGGCUUUGGACCCGUGACCUGGCUUGUCCUCAGCGAGAUUUACCCCGUGGAGAUCCGAGGGAGGGCCUUUGCCUUCUGCAACAGCUUCAACUGGGCCGCCAACCUCUUCAUCAGCCUCUCCUUCCUCGACCUCAUCGGUGCCAUUGGCUUGUCCUGGACCUUCCUGCUGUACGGGCUGACCGCUGUCUUCGGCCUGGGCUUCAUCUAUUUAUUUGUCCCGGAAACAAAAGGCCAGUCGUUGGCAGACAUAGACCAGCAAUUCCAGAAGAGAUGGAGGGUCAGUCUGGCUGUGAUGGGGAGAUCUGGCUGUAGGGCGCACAGGUGGACCCAGGAAGACCAGGGGGAACAGCUGGGCCGUUCGGAAGAUGGAAAUGCACAUUAAGGCAGAAAGCAGGAAGGGCCAGGUUCCCCCUGAGCUUUGGCCAUAGGCAGAGCUCGGCUGGCGUCCAGUAUAGUCGUAUCGAGGUCUCCGCAGCCUCCUGAGGGGGUCCAUCUGGAAGAUGCUGGAACCAUGGCUUUAACAGACAGUCUUCAGCUUCCUGCUUGCCUGGGCCCCGGAACACAGGGCUAGAUGGUCCUUCAAGACUCGCCCUUGCUACAGAAGAGGUCUGUUUUGCUGGGGCAAAAGGGUUGAAAGUCUGAGAGCUGCACAGUCUUCAUUUUGAGCCUCAGGUUCAGAGGGUUCCUGAGGUUCUGCCUCUUUGCCUCAGUUUCGCCACUGACUCUGCACAUCUCUGCAGUAAUGAAAUGAUGAGAGCAUCUCACUGUGACUCUAUUGCUCUGUGGGCUUUCUCAAGCAGGAAGUCACUCCUGGGAUCACCCCUAAAUCCAGCAAAGAAUACCAUAUUAUCUGCUCUCUUUCUCCAUCUGGUUGGGACUUUUGGGGGGGAACACCUGCUUUUUGGUACUCAGAUCUCAUUAUGUUCAACCCCUCCAAUUCCCUUGCCCAGAAUACUUGUCAUUCACCAGCGACUCAGAUGGUUGGUAGGAGGCUUGAGUUCUAGCCCUGACUGCAGCUCUUCCUGCUGUCUGACCGUGGGCCUCAGCUUCCCUUGUGUAUACAACGGGGGAUCUGAACCAGGCAGUUCUUAAGGUCUCUUCAGAAGCCAAUGAGUCGGAAUUUUCAAUGCCGGCACUACCAUGGAUAAUCAGCAUGGGCCCUGCUUUCAAGUUGCUAGUCAUCCCUUUAGGGGAGAUAAGUUUUAAUUAGGGGAAAGGUGAAGAAUUCCAGAGUUGUGUGCCCUGAAAUCCAAGGGCCAUCACAGUGCAGGUCAUGUGCUCCAGGAGCAGUUUCCAGGAUGGCACAGGAGGACUUUGCAGAAAGGAGAUAGGUCUGAAAGCUAACAAACCUGGUUGUCGGUGUGGCCUCCACCUCUUGGCAGCUACUGACCUUGAAUAAGUAACAAUUCCCUCAAGCCUCAGUUUGCAUAUCUGUAGAAAGGAGUUGACUUUCCCCCUAGGGGUGUAUUUAACUUCUGUCUCCCAUCAGGAGCGUCUUCAACUAGUCCCAUUCAGCUUGUCAGGAUGGAUGGGGUUUCUCUUUACCCUCAAUACCUAGGUCCCCACUUUUGGGACAUUGUAAAGGGGUCACCCCCGCACUGCCCCAGGCCAAAAGGGUUGAGUCAAAUGGAGACAGAGCUAAUAGCUCCACCCCACAGGACUCUGGCCCCUCCCGAGUCCUCCUCUCCUCUCAUUUCUCAAUACUUCCUUUAGAGCACUGAAGCUGGCUUAUGCUGGCUUGUGAAAGCUGGUUGUUAAAUUUUCAGACUUUUGCAAGCUCUUAUUAAGCGCAGUUGCUAAAAAAUUAAAUUAUUUAAAUUUAUACUUAAGUAAAUUAUCUUUAAAAGCAAGGUAAUGUAUACUCUAAGCGCAUCACUUCCUUAUUUUACUGCAUUUUGCUUUUGUCUGUGCUCUUAAGGUGAUGUACAGCUAUUGUAUCCCAGGAGGAGCAUGGGGGAGGGGCACGGCCCACCCCUUGCCGAUUCUGCGUUCAGUGAUGUCAUGUUGGUCACCUGAGAUGUCCACGGGGAGUGUCUUUGCAUCAGAGAGACUGAGGAACAUGAUAGAUCGGGGCUUGAUGUAUUGUUUUGUUGAUUUUCCAGUCUCAACAAUGUGAUGGAUGAAAUGUUAAUAAUGUAAGUUAAACUUAACAAUUUCUCCUGUC